CUAUGCGGUGACGUCCCUGGAACCGGGACACAUUAUUCCUCUACCAAUGUGGUUUAGCCGCUCAUUAACUGUAACGGGCAAGUUUCACUGUUUUGACUGUCUCCACAAGUUGUCAGGAGAGUUACAUGUAACUCAAUGUUGUAAACGGUAAUCGCCGGUCAAUAGGCCAAAUGGUUAAAGAGGAAGCGCCGUGUUAUUGCAAAAUAUGCUUGGUGGGUGGGUCUUAAAUGCCAGCGCCAAUGAAACGAAUAGAAUGAGCUGUAUAAAAGACGGGGACGUUUCAGUUUCAUGUAAUAUAAUUGCCAUUUAUCACCGUUGUACAAAAGUGUGGUGGAACUAGAAUUACAGGGAACUGUCGUAGUUCGUUCUAUUUGAGUGGCGUAAUCAUAUAUUUCUGUAGACAACUACGCGCGAGGUUGUUCCUCAACGCAUCGUUCACAAUGGCUGGGCUGGUGAGUAGCAGAGGGUGUCACAAAAUCAGGGGUUCCCAAAUAAGAGAGCUCCUCGACUCCAAGCUCAACGUCCUUUUUGAUUGCGACGGAGUCAUCUGGAAUGGCGAAACGGUAGUGGCAGGCGCGCCAGAAGUGGUGACGCUACUGAAACAGCAAGGCAAAAAGGUAUUUUUCAUCACCAACAACUGUACUAGGCCCAGAGCGAGCUACGUGACGAAGUUUAUCCGGUUGGGCUUCACUGAUGUCGCAGAGGAGGAGAUCUUCAGCUCGGCGUACUGCUCUGCGGCUUAUCUGCGAGACGUGGCGAAGUUGCAGGGUAAGGUGUAUGUCAUAGGGUGCCAGGGCGUUGUGAAGGAGCUACGGGAGGCUGGGGUUCCCAUAGUGGAGGAGGACACUAACGCACCCACUGGGACCAUUUACGACUACCCGUUGGACCCAGAAGUAAAGGCAGUGCUGGUGGGAUAUGACGAGAAAUUUGAUUUCAUAAAACUGGCCAAAGCCUGCUGCUACUUACAGAAUACUGAGUGCCUGUUUCUGGCCACUGAUCCUGACCCUUGGCACCCACUGCGAGGAGGCAGAAUAACACCAGGUUCAGGAAGCCUCACGGCGGCUGUGGAGACAGCCAGCAGCAGGAAAGCCACGGUGAUCGGGAAGCCCAGCUGCUUCAUGUUCGAGUGCAUCGCCAGCCAGUUCAACCUGGACCCCGGCCAGUCCCUCAUGGUGGGUGACCGCCUGGAGACUGACAUCCUGUUUGGGGCUAACUGUGGCCUGGACACCAUGCUCACCCUGACCGGAGUGUCCACUCUAGAGGAGGCGCACGGCUACAAGGACAGUGACGACCCCGAGCGGAAGGACUUCGUGCCAGAUUACGUGGUGGAGACCAUUGCCGAUUUCAUUGAAGCGUAUGAAGAGGAGGAAGGCUGAGGAGGACUAUAGAAAGAGGAGACCCCUGAAGCUGUGCCUGAGAGACCUGGGUCAUGUUCAUUAGAGUACGCAACGGAAAGCGUUUUAAACCGCUUUGCAACGGAAAGUGAAAAUUCCCUCCCUGUUUCAAUCCAUUUGGUGCCUAAUGAACACGACCCUGGAUAUAUCAGAAAAGGGAUUCGUUUGGUGGUGUUAUAAGCAGUCAUUUGUAAAGCCUUUAAGAAGUCAGUGUGAUGUGUUAUAGUGCUUGUGACAGGCAUGCUGUGCUUUUUAUGCCAAUAAUCUUUGUCAUGAGGCAUGUAAAGAUGUGGCAUAACAUUUUGGAAAUGUUUUUGCAAUUUACAUGCUUAUGGCAAGUGAUAAUGACAUUGACCAGGAUGCAAUCAGAGAUGUGUUGUAGACGAGCCCAUUUCACUACAAUGAAGAUCGCGUUCACGGUAAAACGCUGAAGAUGUCAACUCAUGAGGAAAUUAUCUUUUAAAUGUCAAGCACUGUGCACUUGUAUACAACAUGUCUUUGAUUGAGUCCAGGCCAUUGUGUAGUAUUUUGGAAAGCUUUAUGAAUGGUGGCAUAAGACCACCUGGAACAUUAUAUACUGACACCAAUAAUGCAGUGUGAGACUCCACCUGGUUGUAGUUCCUAGUGUUCAUUAUUUGGGACAUUUAUUGGUGUAGUAGGAAUGUCUUUGGUUGUACUGUAGUAUAGCAUAGACGUCACCAUAUGAGCCCAAUAUACAAGCUGUUCUAUUUUCCUUGAGACCAUCCAGUGUUGAAAUGGAUAGGGAUCCAUCAAAGCGAAUCAUAACACCCAACGUAAAUGGACUGAAGUCAUCUAAACUCACAGAGCCAACUGUGCUGUUCCACAGUCAAAACAUAAGAUAACGUAAGCUGAAAGCUUCCCUUGCAGCACCUUCAUCUUUAGUAUACCAAACCAAAUACUGUGUUAGGUUUGAAUCCAACAACUGGUAUACCAAACCAAAUGUUGUUUUUAGAGCCAACUGUCCAACAUUUAGCUCUGGAUAUAUGGAAAUAGGGCUGGAGAAUUGGUUUGCUGGAAAUAUGGAUAAAAUACUUGGUUUGAUAUUGGUUAGUUUUCCCACCAAGUCAAACCUUUGUUAAUGUGUGCCAGCAGCCUUGCUGUAGUUUUGGAUCCUUUGGUCAAUGAAUCCUUGACUGUAACAAAUAUGACAUGGAAAUUGUUCUCACUUCUCACCUUUCUAAAGAACAGAGCAUACGAGUGGUCCUGAAUUAAUCAUUACCAACAAUGAAAUGUGUAGGACUGUAUGUAGAUCCAAUGACCUUUUGAUAAGCCUUCUACUGAUCUAUUCUACAAGUAAUAAUAUUUGAAUAGAACUUCAAGGGAUACCAAUGUUCAAUGAACUGAAAUGUGAAUUUGCAGUGGAAAAUAUUGUACAGUAGUUUGGUAUUUGAAAGUCAAAAAGGAACUAGUAUUUUCCUUAACCAUACCACUGUAGAAUGUUAAGUAGCUGAAAUGUUAACUAUUAGGUGUAUUUGGGAACUGGAUUUUCAAUGGUUUUUUUAUCGACAGGUGGUUAUUAACCUGAAGAAGGGUGUGUGGAUUUCAGUCAGGGUAAUAACAAGAAUGGCAGACAAACAUUAUUUUAAUUGAGGGUAUCACCAUUUUUUUUUAUCAGUCUUUUUACUUAGCUGGAGGUUGUGCUAGAAUUUUAUUGUAAGACUUAAGACACAUUUUCAUACUGUAGAUGAAGUACCUAUUUCAAUGGAAUGCCAACCUGUUUUGUAUGAACUUCAGACAUUCUGCAUAUUGUGAAUUAGGUUUGUACAUUACUUAAUGUAGUGUACAAUUGCAUUUUGUUUUUUUAAUUAAAACUCUUGCUUUGUAUAA
Messenger RNA from Oncorhynchus mykiss (rainbow trout), 3242 nucleotides. It is a transcript of the gene pdxp, whose product is annotated as pyridoxal (pyridoxine, vitamin B6) phosphatase. The record is from RefSeq and is a predicted model, not a curated record. Gene Ontology annotation, cellular component: cytoplasm; cytosol. NCBI's taxonomy places the organism in Eukaryota, Metazoa, Chordata, Actinopteri, Salmoniformes, Salmonidae. Gene Ontology annotation, molecular function: phosphatase activity.